UGAUCUCUUUGGAUUUGUUUAAACACUUCACACAGGUGGUCUUAUCACUGUCAUCCGAUAUGACAUGUAAUACAGUGCUGAUUCCCUGCUUACUUGAAGUCCGUGUCAAGUUAAAAAUGAUUUGAAAAGAAACAUUCUAAGCAUUUGAAAAUAGUAAAUUCUGAAGCAUGAACUUGUUUGGCCAUUUAGAAAAUUGGCCUUUUUGGCUGUGUCCAUACCACAGCUGUUCACUGUGGUGUAGUUUUCAUGAUCAGCAAAUCCCUUCAUCGUCCCCAUCCACCAUGUGCUGGUUCAAUUGCAGAGUAGUUUUGGUUCAUGUUAACUUGAUUCCUUUUGGAUAAAACUAAACCAGAAGCUCUGCUCCAGCUGUACAGCACUGAUGCUCCAACUUUUAAUGGGAACAUAAGGGUCUGAACUGAAGAUUGGACGCAUUUGAACCACAUCAGUGAUGGGGGCACUCAGUCCAGGGGCCACGCUAACUCUAGUCUGAAGCCACACCUAUCACCCCAACUACACGUGGUAUAGAUAUACCAAAUACUUUGAUCUUCUGAUCCAUUCUGGUUGUGCCAAAUAACUUACUAAUGUAGAAACAACCUGUGUCAUAAGCUGGAAAAGAAGAAUGGUGCAGAAUCCAGAAACUGUCUUUUGCUUUUCUGAUUAAAAAAAAAAAAAGGCAGAGAAGGAAGGAAGAGGAGACAUAAAACAUGACUGUUAUCCAUGUGGAAAGAUUAAAUGGAACAACAGUACUAGAAGAAAGGCCCAGAGUACUAAAGAUCAAAAGAGCAAGGCCCCUGGCUGUUACGAUACAGAAUACCCUAGUUCUUGAGAAUGUGUGUGUGUGCGCAUGCGCGUGUGCACGCACACUUUUUUUUUUUUUUAGGGGGGGAAGGAAAUAGUUUUAUUCAAAGAAAGGUCUGUUUCUACCAUAAGGGCUGUUCUACCAUAAGGGGGAAAAUAAAGCUGGGUGAAAGUAUAACUUUCACAGCCAGUGCUAUAAGGAAUGUUUUGUGCAAAUGAGACCUAGGUCCAUUAUUUUAAACUGAAGUUUGUUGGAAGACUGGGGAGAAUUGGGCUGUCAGUGUUUUAGCUCUGGGUUGGCAGCUUUUGUACAGUUCAGCGUGUUGCUUGGCUGUGCAGUGGAUCUGCUUGUGCAGACGUGUGGAGUGUCCCCCGGAUAGCAGGGAGUUCUUGCUGAAAUUAAGCCAAAGUGUGAAGAAGGCUAAGGAAUCAAAUAUUCUCAUAAUGAGCCAGACUACUACGCCUAUGAUUCAGGCUGUGCUCAAAUACUCACCACAGAAAUUGCUGUGCUAGUUUAAGAUGUUACCUCCUCCUUUGCUGGAGGAUACUUACCCCGCAGUGUAGCCAGCAGAGCAGCUCACAUGAAUGUUUCUCAUGUGUUCAUUGCAAAAGUUGUCCAGUUUAGGACAGAAGAAAUUACAUCCUCCCAGUUAAAAUAUUCCAGCCUGGUUGUCUCAUACUGCAUGCUGUCAGGAAUCAAACGGCAGUCAUCCGAAGCAGAUGAGGAACGUUUUCAAGUUGUGUGGUAGAGGCAGUAACCUCCAGCACACAGGGCUCUGUAUAAAGAGCUAAUGCGUGCUACCCAUCAAAAUGGGAACAGCCUUCCUGUUGCAAACAACUUCAGCUUGAAGUGAGUGUAAAGUAGAGGGAGAAGCAGUGAAAUUCCACAGACUAUGCCAUGCACCUCAAAUAAAAUCCUGGCUACAGGGAUCUCGCCUUAUGUACAGUCAUGUUCAUGUGUACAAAGGGUUCAUAAAAUGCCAGGAAUUUACAUACACAAGUUGUGUAGCAUCUUACAAAGUACAGGGUAGGAGAGAAACAUAUAUCUAGUGGGGCUGGUUCUUUACUCAUCUAAGUUCUGCAUGUGUAACUCAGUGAGCUGAGUAACUAUUACUGCUUUUAUUUUGCUGCUUGUGAGAGUAAAAUGGGGUGAAAAUUGAGCCGCAUGGACGUCAUGGCAUCCACUUGGAGUGGAUCAGGUAAGAAUACCCCAGCGUUCCUGCUCCCACUGCUUCCUUGUGUGGUGCACAGGGCUCUAGUGAGCUGCCUUUCCAGUUACUUUUCCAGCAGGCAAUGGCAACGGAUUCAGGAAUUAAAACCCAGACCAGCAAAUUGGUAUCGCUGCUCAGGCUUUGAGACAGUAGAGGAGGUUUGUACAGAUCCAUUCAGCUCCUAUCAGAAAUUAAUGGGAAGAUUUGUGGUCAGUGUGAGUUUAGGCAUAUAAAGCUUGAUUCUAGUUCCUUUGUCUGCCAGCGCGUUAAUUGGGGCUCAGGGAGACCACUGGAAGGAGGAGGUUUUGAUGUAAAAAUCUCAUUUAUUUUUAUUGUAUUGCUAGAUCCCCAAGAUUAAUAAAGCAUAAUAUUCUUUAAAAAUCACUGUAUUUCCCCCUCCUGUGUAGGGGAAAAUGCUUUUGAGAGUCUUCUGCCUGCAUACAGAAUUAAGGAUAUUGUUGGCACAGGAAUAAAUGUGUUAAUAAAAGGCUUUGUAUACAUUUAAUUGGGAAAGUGGAGGGAGGAAGGUGUGUAUGUUAAUCUAGGUUUUAAAUAACAGCAAGCACUACGACCAAAUUGGGAUGUAAUACAGAGUCUCACUUAAGUUCAGUACCAAACACAUUCCCUUUUCGAUUCUGUCGAUUCUUAACUGUCUUGUCUCCAUUGUUAUUUUAACAAGAGAAAGCAAGCCUCAAUUUAGAUCCCCCCACCUUUUUUUUUCUUUCUACUGAAUACCUAGUCAUCAAACUGAUUUUCUGACUGGGUCUCAACUGCGAGACUUGCUGGCCUAAUUUUUCUUAGUAACUAUAAUAGCAACGGCUGGUGUUCCCUUUUUUUUUUUUUUCCUCUUCCCCUACUCUCUCCUUUCUUUUAAAUCUGAGAUGUACAGGAUGUGCAGACAUGCAGAUGUAAUUUUGGGUUAAUUGAGUAAUAGUCAUCCAAGACCCACGUGAGAUUAAUGUACAAAGUGACAGGUCAAAAAGCUCAAGGUCCAUGACCCUCUGAGAUACUAAUAUCCCCACAAUUAAUUUCAUUUUCAGGAUUGCAUCAUCUUAAAUUGAGGUGAAAUCAAGGAUUUUUCAUUUUUGUCUACCUCCAGCUGAGUUUGACUGGCACAACUUCUGACACGGGUGUGUGGAGGCUGGUACCAUGGCCAAGUCAAAUCCUUUUCUUUGUUCUCUGGGCCUGCUGCUGCUGAUAAAGUGGUCGGCGCAUGGCAUUAUGUCUUAUUACAUUUUUGAUGCAGACUGCAAAGAAACGGGUAAACUCACCAUGGUUACCACGAUCUGUCAUUUGGCAGGGCAUUCCGCACUCAGCAAUGGCCUCUAGUGUCUGCAUCACAGCUCUGCAUAUAUUGUGGGUAAAGUAGACAAUGCAGCACCCCUGGCUGCUGAAGCGACAAAAGUCUAUUGAUCUGAUUGCUAAUUUAAAUCAGUAGCGGUGCAAAAACUCCAGCAGCGGGCCCUCUUGGGUAGUUGUCCACUGAAAGUUCUUCUUGUUUGUUUUUAUCAUUCAGUGUUAAUUCAGUCACUGCUGGGAUCCAGCUCCCAUGCUGAGACCAACUAGUGUCCACUGCAGUGCCUUGCGCUGGCUUUCACAUCUGUGAAACUUUCUCGGUCAGCCGCUAGAUUCACUGCUGUAUCUUGCCACAUCACAUGUCUGUGAAUUUUUGUUCUUAUCUAGACUGCAUUCCUUGCCUUAUCUUCAUAAACCAAGAAUGUGUCGUUGUUUAAAUCAACAUAAUCUGCAACAAUCAAUAAAGUAUCUGCGCUGUAUGAUCAUUGACUGAUACAGUGGUAGUGAAUGAUCUUGUUUUCUCUUUUGCACGAACUGCAGCUAAGGUUUGUUCAGUGGGUAAAGCAGGGUUCCUGUGCCUGGUCGUCUGAGUCCUUGCCUUGAUUCUGAAGGAGUUUGGAGCUCCCAGGUCUUGUAUUAUGACGGACUGCUUGUAGUAACAGUUUAGGAACAAGUCUUUACAGGAUGGGUCUUUUGUUUUAUUGUACAUGAAGAGAAAUUGCUUAAGUCUUUUUCUGCUUAAUUGAGGUAAUUAAACCUUCCUACCUUGCAGUGCAAGGGACUCAUUAAUGUUUUUAAAGCAUUUUGAAAUCCUUGGAGGAAGAUGUAGUUUGCUGUUGUGUCAUGUUUGAUAACUGCUGAAAUUCAAUCAUCUAGACUUGAGAUAUUGACUGAGCUGUACGUACAGAAAUCUUGCAUUUGUUCACAUAUUUUGAGCUGAUAACGUAAUGAACUAAUUGAGAAAUUGAGAACGUAGCUGACAGCUCUGGUGUUCCUUCACAGCACAGGAGCUGUGCUCUACGGGUGUGUUUUGUUUUGUUUUGUUUUUUAAUGUGCUUUAGCAAAGUGUGAUAAUUAGUUCCAUGAGUAAUGGAAAUGCAGAUUGUAGCACCAUAAAAUUUAGCAGGUUAAUUAAAGACAAAAGAGAAACUUUGCUUAUUUAAGGAGUCCUACUGAUCAUCCCAUUUUACCAUCACUAGGUUUUCACUAGUUAACUAGUUAAAAUUAAGAACACGCUCUCUUCUUGUAGUGAAGAUGACACCAUGGUGAUAUCCUGUGAUUAAUCCUAAAGUGGAAAGAGAUUUCCCAACUGAAGAGGACAGGGAAUCUCUGUCCCACUGUGUUUAUCAGUGCUUUUAUGGUGUAACCACUAGCUUUUUGUUUCUCUCUUUUUGUCACGAGGGAAAAUCGGAAUGAAAUCACUUGCAACUUUAAAACGAAAACAGCUUUGAGUCCCAGUGACUUUUAGCAUCAAUUUAAUUUAAUUUCAAAUAAAGUCUGGUAAAUAAGAACUCUUCCUCGUGUGGGAAGACAGUUGGGAAUUUCAGCAAAGGAGUUUGAAAGGGGGAAGAUUUUUCAGACAGCAGUCUGAAAUCUGUGUCUGCUGCCUGCAGGCAAAGACAGCAGCAACAGUGGACGCAGGAGCACUUCUACUGCAAGAGCAGAAAAGAGCCGCUAAGUCUAGCGGGGUAAUGCUCCCUUAGUCCUGAGUGUACAGUCCAUAAACAGCAGGUCUUGCAACACUGUUGUAAAAUGGGCAGCAUAAUCAGGCCCUCUCAGAAAAAAAAAACAAAAAAACUGUUUUGAUGUUUCUCAACCCCAAUUUCCUAUGUUGGAAAAUUGGGGGGGGAAAAGCGUUUUGAUUCCUCAAUUUUGGAGCAGUUUUUCAGUAGAUCACAUUAGAGUCUGUUUCUAUAACUUUCAGUUAACUUGAUGCCCUGUUGAUCUGAAUAUAAUCUGAAUAUGAUCUUUUAUAACGUUAGAACAUGUAACCAUAGCCCAAAGUGAUGUUGUUUUUCCUUUAGUUUACUUUUGCAGUACGGUCUGACUGGCUAAAAAUGUUUGACAUCACAGAAAGAGGAAUAAUGGUAGCAGCUCUUCAACUCUGAUGUUUUACAAUGAGCAGCAGAUCUGAUGUACCUCAUCUGACUGUCCCCUAUGAAUAGUUUUGGCAUCAGCUGGAAAUAGUAUUGAGGGUAACUUGCAUUGACCAUGUGAUGACACUUUAAGUUGCAAAAUUGCUUUCAGAUAACUUGCACUGAAAAGGUAAAAAUAGCACAGUACAUUAGACUCAUCUAUGAGGAAUGUAUAUAUGCAAAAAUAGGGCUCCUUAAUAUUUACAGUUUGUCUAGGCAGAACAACCUGUCAUGUUACACUCUGUUUCACUUUUAGGCAAACAAUUUGCACUGAUAAUGUUGCAGGCUGUGCUAUUUUCAAAUGUAAAGCAAACAUUAGAGAAGUGUUAAUUUAACUGUUCUCUUCCUACAAAGUGCGACUCUGAAACGGUAUUAGUGUGCUUAGAAAGAGGUGAGAGGUCAUGGCUUUAGAAAAGAAAAAAGCUAUCUAGAAUGUGUCCCAGUGUAACUGACUAAUCCAUCUCUAGAUAAUAACUGAUUUUUUUUUUUUCCUUUUCUCUUUACAGCUGGGAGUGUGCAUUCCCCCUCCACAAGUAUGGCAACAUCUGCACAAUACAGACAGCUUAUAAAUGACUAUGGACCCCCAUCCCUAGGCUAUACACAAGGGAUGCAGGGUACCAGCAGCAGUCAAGUACCACAGAGCAAAUAUGCAGAACUUCUAGCUAUCAUAGAAGAAUUAGGAAAAGAGAUUAGACCCACAUAUGCUGGGAGUAAAAGUGCGAUGGAGAGGCUAAAACGAGGCAUUAUUCAUGCUAGAGGACUAGUUCGGGAAUGCUUGGCUGAGACUGAACGAAACGCAAGAUCCUAGCCCACUAAUUCAGUGACAAGAUUUUCCAUCUCUCAAUGAAGAAAAAGUAAUACUUAUUCCUUUGACUCUUGAAACAUUCAGAUGAAUUCCUUUAUUUUGAAUGUUUUACCUUUCUGUUUUUGCCCUUACAAAAGUGUAUAGUUAAGAAUGAGAAAACAAGGAUUUUUCAACUUACUGAGGGUUUGCAUUUUGUAAAGACAUUAAAACUCCCCAAAAUGUUUCUAAAACAUGACAAUUGAAUUGCAUGCAGAGGAAUGCUCUCUCUCACCCAGGCUCUAUUUCAGUUCUCUUCUUAUCCAGCCACAGUCUCGUUCUGUUUUUCUUUUGACUAUAUUCACUUAACCCCAAACUGUCAAUCUUUCAAAGUUUGACAUAAACUCUAAGGAUUUUUUUAAUAAAUGCAGAAUAGCAUGCUGUACCUAGUAGUCUGCUAUGUCACAAUUUGUCAUACAGCAUAGACCCUGCUUAGAAAUAACCUCCCCCUCCUCUUACUUUUCCUUUUUUGUUUGUUUUGCAUAAACAUUUGCAUGACUGUUAGUGCUUUGAAGUCCAUUUAAAGUGCAUGAGUUAUACGGAAAAUAGGGAAACCUAUUAAAUAAUAACAAGGUCCCAGAAAGCUAAUUUCUACAUUAAGGCUGGAGGUUUCAGUUUUAAGUUUGCCAAAAAAGAAAAUUCUAGAUAAAUUACUAAAACUGUUAUUUGCAUCUUUGUAUGUAUUUAUUAUUUUAUGUAAUAAAGCUUAUUUUCAUUAACAGUUUGUAUUAAAA
Messenger RNA from Struthio camelus australis, 7015 nucleotides. The record is from RefSeq and is a predicted model, not a curated record. Lineage: Eukaryota; Metazoa; Chordata; Aves; Struthioniformes; Struthionidae.